AUGGGUGAUUGUCCCCCAGCCCCCCGUGCCGAGCUGGCCCGGGUUUGGGGGUCGCUGGCCCGGGUUUGGGGGUUGCUGGCCCAGGGCUAUUCGGAGUCUCCGGACCUGGAGUUUGAAUAUGCAGAUACCGAUAAGUGGGCAGCAGAGCUCUCCGAGCUGUACAGCUACACGGAAGGGCCCGAGUUCCUGCUCAACCGCAAGUGCUUCGAGGAGGACUUCAGGGUCCACGUGCGGGACAAGAAAUGGACGGAGCUGGACAAGAACCAGCACCGCACUCACGCCAUGCGGCUUCUCGACGGGCUGGAGGCCACCGAGCGGGAGAAGAGGCUGAAGGUUGCCCGAGCCAUCCUUUACGUCGCCCAAGGCACCUUCGGGGAGUGCGGCUCCGAGGCCGAGGUGCAGGCGUGGAUGAGGUACAACAUCUUCCUCUUGCUGGAAGUGGGGACCUUCAACGCUUUGGUGGAGCUGCUGAACAUGGAGAUAGAUAACAGCGCGGCUUGCAGCAGCGCCGUGAGGAAGCCGGCCAUCUCCCUGGCUGACAGCACGGACCUGAGGGUGCUGCUGAACAUCAUGUACCUGAUGGUGGAGACUGUUCGGCAGGAGGCCGAGGGGGACAAGCCCGAGUGGAAGAGCAUGAGACAGACCUUCCGAGCAGAGCUGGGAGCCCCCCUGUACAACAACGAGCCCUUCUCCGUCAUGCUCUUUGGGAUGGUGACCAAAUUCUGCAGCGGCCACGCUCCGCACUUCCCCAUGAAGAAGGUGCUGCUCUUGCUCUGGAAGACUGUGCUGCCUCCGCAGCAGCAGAAGCGAGGCCGGCGGGAGCACAAGGCCCUGAUUAAGCAGGAUAACCUCGACGCCUUCAACGAGCGGGACCCUUACAAAGCUGACGACUCCCGCGAGGAAGAGGAGGAAAAUGAUGAUGACAACAGCCUGGAGGGAGAGACCUUCCCCCUCGAACGGGAUGAAGUGAUGCCUCCCCCCACCCAGCAUCCCCCCAGCGACCGCAUCACCUGCCCCAAGGGGCUGCCCUGGGCCCCCAAGGUCCGAGAAAAGGACAUUGAGAUGUUCCUGGAAUCCAGCCGCAGCAAGUUCAUCGGCUACACGCUGGGCAGUGACACCAACACCGUGGUGGGCUUGCCCAGGCCCAUCCACGAGAGCAUCCGAACCCUGAAGCUGCACAAGUACACGUCCAUCGCGGAGGUGCAAGUGCACAUGGAGGACGAGUACCUGCGCUCGCCGCUCUCCGGGGGGGAAGAAGAAGUGGAGCAAGUCCCUGCGGAGAUCCUGUACCAGGGCCUCCUGCCAAGCCUUCCGCAGUACAUGAUCGCUCUGCUGAAGAUCCUCCUUGCUGCAGCCCCCACCUCCAAAGCCAAGACGGACUCCAUCAACAUCCUGGCAGACGUCUUGCCGGAGGAGAUGCCGACCACAGUGCUGCAGAGCAUGAAGCUGGGGGUGGACGUCAAUCGGCACAAGGAGAUCAUCGUCAAAGCCAUUUCUGCUGUGCUGCUGCUCCUGCUCAAGCACUUCAAGCUCAAUCACAUCUACCAGUUUGAGUACAUGGCCCAGCAUCUGGUCUUUGCCAACUGCAUCCCGCUCAUCCUGAAGUUCUUCAACCAGAACAUCAUGUCCUACAUCACUGCCAAGAACAGCAUUUCUGUCCUGGACUACCCGUACUGCGUGGUGCACGAGCUGCCGGAGCUGACGGCAGAGAGCCUGGAAGCUGGAGACAACAACCAGUUCUGCUGGAGGAACCUCUUCUCCUGCAUAAACCUCCUGCGCAUCCUGAACAAGCUGACCAAGUGGAAGCACUCCCGCACCAUGAUGCUGGUGGUCUUCAAGUCGGCACCCAUCCUGAAGCGGGCGCUGAAGGUGAAGCAGGCCAUGAUGCAGCUCUACGUGCUGAAGCUGCUCAAGGUGCAGACCAAGUACCUGGGCCGGCAGUGGAGGAAGAGCAACAUGAAGACCAUGUCAGCCAUCUACCAGAAAGUGCGGCACCGUCUCAACGACGACUGGGCUUACGGCAACGAUCUGGACGCCCGUCCCUGGGACUUCCAGGCGGAGGAAUGUGCCCUGCGUGCCAGCAUCGAGCGCUUCAACUCGCGUCGCUACGACCGGGCGCACAGCAACCCCGAUUUUCUGCCCGUGGACAACUGCCUGCAGAGCGUGCUGGGCCAGCGCGUGGACCUGCCCGAGGAUUUCCAGGUCAACUACGACCUGUGGCUGGAGCGGGGGGUCUUCUCCCGACCCAUCUCCUGGGAGGAGCUGCUGCAGUGACGGCCGACGGGCAGGCAGGAGGGGUUGCUUUGGGGACA
Messenger RNA from Opisthocomus hoazin, 2312 nucleotides. The record is from RefSeq and is a predicted model, not a curated record. NCBI's taxonomy places the organism in Eukaryota, Metazoa, Chordata, Aves, Opisthocomiformes, Opisthocomidae.